AUUUCCAGGUGUGUAAGUGACGGCACAAGUAAAGCAGGCAGCACCAGCAGAGGAAGGCAGUGAGAAACACAGUGAAUACAAUUAGACACUGAGACGCAGAACAACACACAGGAUGCCGGGGGAAACAUCCAAUAACCGGGUCGGUCGCUAUCCGAACGCUACGCUGUGGUACGAGGAACCAGAGAAGGAGGAGGAUCUGGUGCCUGAGAAUAACACUGAGAAAAAGGAAGGGGUGUAUCGAUGGUGGUUCCGUAAAAUAUGUCCGUGCUGCUUACGACCAGCCCAAAAGGACUCUGUGGAGCUCACUGGCAUGCCAGACAAUCCUGGAGGAAAUCAGCCAGAGGAACCUCCUAAGAUAAAUGAAACUCUGUUAUCAGUGUGCUCCAUAGACCUCAUCAAAUCCAAAAAAGGUGAAAACCGAGUGAAUCAUCACACGGAACGUUACCAUAGCGACAACCUCAUCAUCCGCAGAGGGCAGAGGUUUCAGAUGUGGAUUGAGCUCUCACGACCUUUCAACCCCAAAACUGACAAACUGCACCUCGAGCUCAAACUUGGUUCUAACCCAAUGGUAUCAAAGGGCACCCUAGUGACCGUUCCUCUAGUCGACGAUUUGCAGGACGAUUGCUGGGAAGCCAAGAUCGUCGAGAAGAAUGGCAACAAAAUCAAACUAUCCGUCAACUCCCUGCCCACUGCUCCCAUUGGUCAAUACAAGCUCGCUGUUGUAACUCAGACGCCCGAUGGGAACAGCACUUCAGCGUAUAAACCUGAAAACGACAUCUACAUGCUUUUUAACCCCUGGUGUGAAGAUGAUUCGGUGUAUAUGGAUGAUGAGGAGGAGAGGAAAGAAUACGUUCUGAACGACGUGGGGAGGAUCUACUACGGUACGGCGUCUCAGAUUGGAGAAAGAACCUGGAACUUUGGACAGUUUUCUGAUGGAGUUCUGGCGGCGUGUCUGUUUGUACUAGAGAAGAGUCGAACCCCUGCGUCUGGGUGGGGAGACCCUGUUACCGUCAGCAGACUCGUGUCAGCGAUGAUCAAUACUCCUGAUGACCAAGGCGUCCUGGAAGGCAACUGGUCCGGCAACUACGCAGACGGGACGUCUCCGACGGCAUGGAGCGGCAGUGUCGACAUCCUGAAGCAGUACCACAGCAGCGGAGGCUUGCCUGUCAAAUACGGCCAGUGCUGGGUCUUCUCAGGUGUCACCACUACAGUUCUCAGGUGUUUAGGAAUCCCCACGCGCAGCGUCACGAACUUCGACUCCGCCCACGACACUGACGUCUCCCUGACCAAUGACGUGUAUCUGGACGAGAACAUGGAGCCCAUUUUAGAACUCAACAGUGAUUCUGUCUGGAAUUUUCACGUGUGGAACGAAUGCUGGAUGGCUCGGGCCGAUCUGCCGGUCGGCAUGGGAGGUUGGCAGGUGGUGGAUUCCACACCUCAAGAGACGAGUCAGGGCUUGUACUGCUGUGGCCCUAGUUCGGUGGCAGCGAUCCGUGAUGGACAGGUCUACCUUAAAUUUGACGCACCCUUCGUCUUUGCCGAGGUAAACAGUGAUAAGAUCUACUGGCAGAGAAACCCUGAUGGCACCUUCUCACAGAUCUACUGUGAGAAGAACGCAGUGGGUCACUGCAUCAGCACCAAGGCAGUUGGAUCUGAGAAGAGAGAAGACAUUACACACCUCUACAAACACCCAGAAGGUUCUGAACAGGAGCGAAUCUCAGUGGAAACUGCCACCCGCUACGGGUCAAAGCCUAACAUCUACCCUGCUUCUGUGACCAAAGACGUCACAUUAGAGGUCACAAUGAAAGGAGAAGGGCCUCGAAUGGGAGAAGAUGCACACCUGUAUAUCAACAUGAAGAACUGCAGCUCAGCCAACCGCAGUACCAUCCUUCACAGCCAAGUGGCAGUCAUGUACUACACUGGUGUGCAAAAGGCUGUGAUGAAAAAAGCUGAUACUGAGGUGGAGCUCAGACCCAACGAAGUCCAGACCCUGGAAUGGACCCUUCCGUAUGACCUGUACAAGAAUGAGCUGGUGGACCAGGCGGCCCUGAUGCUCACCCUAUCUGGACGAGUCAGUGAGACCAACCAGGUUCUGGCAACCCAGUUCAACUUCCGCCUGCGUACACCUGACAUCAUCAUCACCCCUGUAGGGGAUGCUGUAGUUGGUAAAGUGAUGUCAGCUAAACUCAUCUUUAAAAACCCGCUACCACAAGUCCUUAAAAACGUGAAGUUCAGGAUCGAAGGCUUGGGCUUGCAGAACAUCAGAGAGAUCUCCUACGGGGAUGUGGACAGACUGGCGACCGUCACCCUGACGGAGAAGUUUAUUCCUACCUUGGCUGGUCAGAGGAAGCUUCUCGCCGCUCUGGACUGUCAGCAGCUCACGCAGGUUCACGGCGUUGCCGACAUCUUGGUUAAGGAGAAGUGAAAACGGGCACGAAGGCAAACCACCAUGAGAUCACCUCAAAAAAAGAUGAAGCGAGGGGGACGACAGAAACGAUAGACCGUAGCGCUGUGUUCAAAUUAGAAAAUACAAAGUGUUGUUAGAGGCUUCAAAGCUUUGGGGACGUUUGUUAAAAUAUUGUUCAAACAAGGGAAAGAUUUCACUUCAUCUCGUAGUGCAGAAUGACGCUGAUUGAAGCUCUUGGGGGUAAAACGUCGAUCUAGAACAUGGUUGAUUUUUUCAGACAGGGUUUCAAGAAGAAACCCGUAAAGAAGCGAUUUUUUAUGAAUCUUGUUUUUUUUUUUAACAGAAUUUUGGUCUAAAAUUUCUUUAUAUAACAGCUCACAGCUAUCGAUAUUUUUUUUUACAAUAUAAAAGUUCUUUUAAAAACAUCCUGCAGUCUUAUAUUUUUCCCUGGUGAGGGUUCCGUCCGAGGCCCAAAGCCCAAAGCUUACUCACCAGCGUGUUGUUAACCCUAACUCUACUACAUGAUUUGUUUAUUUACAGACUCUUGAUGAUCUCGAGCUGUCACUGUAACGGCUGAUUUAAUCCGCCUGCUUAAAAUAGCGUGGAUUUACGUACUGCUUAACAGUAUUCGAGACUAAAAGGCUUCAGACGAGCUUUCAUUUCACGCCACACCGCUAUUUUCUUCUGCCGACGUCUUGAGGCGCUGUGUGUGAAAUUCUGGGACAAUGUGACCUUUUUUCCUUAUUAUACACUUGUUUAUAAUGUAUAUUUAUACAGUUGUACUUUUUAUUUAACUUAUUGUUUUUUAAUUUAUGCAAGUUCUGUAGACGGAAAUGGACGAUUCGAUCUAAUGGAGGUUUAGUUGAUGUAUUACACAGUGUGUAGAUUUAAAAGCUGUACCUUAUUCGCACUAUAAUCACUUUUAUACACUGAAAAUCCAGUAAAAUCCUUCUGAACAUUUGACAGA
This is a messenger RNA of Tachysurus vachellii, 3374 nucleotides long. RefSeq names its product protein-glutamine gamma-glutamyltransferase K-like. Gene Ontology annotation, molecular function: protein-glutamine gamma-glutamyltransferase activity. Bases 113 to 2425 code for a protein of 770 amino acids. NCBI's taxonomy places the organism in Eukaryota, Metazoa, Chordata, Actinopteri, Siluriformes, Bagridae. The record is from RefSeq and is a predicted model, not a curated record. The transcript has 14 exons. Gene Ontology annotation, biological process: peptide cross-linking.